CGCAACGCACCGGACAGAAGCGCAACUUUACGCAGCGAGACUCCAGAGAGGCCGAUUCCUCCAGAACCACACCGACUCACACAGAAUGAUGCUGCAGCACCCGGGUCCCUCGCUGGCCGACAUCAGCUGCUCCGCCCUGGUCCCCUGCCUCUCGCCGCCCGCCACGCUCACCCUGGACGACUUCACCUCCUUCGGCCCCCUGGUGAAGGAGGAGCUGCGUCUGGCCAUCCAGACCAAGCGCCUGAUCCACGGCCUCCGGGGGGAGACCAGCUCCGACGGGGCCAGCUCCAGCUCCGACCGCGCCUCCGAGGGCCGGGCCGGGGGGGGCGGCGCCAAGAGAGAGGUCACGCCUCAGGAGCUGGAGAGGAGGAAGAGGCGGAGAGAAAGGAACAAGGUCGCCGCCGCCAAGUGCCGCAACAAGAAGAAGGAGAAGACAGAGACUCUGCAGCAGGAGUCAGAGAAGCUGGAGAGCGUCAACACGGAGCUGAAGGCUCAGAUUGAGGAGCUGAAGCAGCAGAAGCAGCAGCUGGUCUACAUGCUCAACCUGCACCGGCCGACCUGCAUCGUCCGAGCCCAGAACGGCCAGACGCCGGAGGACGAGAGGAACCUCUUCCUCCAGCACAUCAAGGAGAGCGCCCUGCAGCUCCACACCAUCACCUCCUCCGCCGCCCCCGCCUACUCCUCCUCGUCCACCGCCGCCACCGCCUACUCCUCGUCCACCUCCUCCGUCUCCACGCUGUCGCCUCUCGACGGAGGACUUCUGACCCUCGACCACUUGCACUGCCCCGGCCACCUAUGAGCCCGGGCUGGAGGAGCCUCAGCACCGCGAGGAGGACGCCACUCUCCUCGCUCUCAAAGACUGUCCACGAAGCUGCUAGAGAG
This is a messenger RNA of Pungitius pungitius (ninespine stickleback), 882 nucleotides long. RefSeq names its product activating transcription factor 3 (gene atf3). NCBI's taxonomy places the organism in Eukaryota, Metazoa, Chordata, Actinopteri, Perciformes, Gasterosteidae. Gene Ontology annotation, molecular function: RNA polymerase II cis-regulatory region sequence-specific DNA binding; DNA-binding transcription factor activity, RNA polymerase II-specific. Bases 86 to 799 code for a protein of 237 amino acids. The record is from RefSeq and is a predicted model, not a curated record. Gene Ontology annotation, biological process: regulation of transcription by RNA polymerase II. Gene Ontology annotation, cellular component: nucleus. The transcript is spliced from 4 exons.